AUGACUGCAAAUAGAGAAAAAGAAUUGAUCGAAAUUAUAAACAGUACACCUAAUACUACAUGGCAGGCAGGCUCAUAUCCAAAUAAAGUAUAUCAAUUCAACAUAAUACCAAAAAAUACAACAGAAAUUGAUUCCAAAAUAAAAAAACUAUUUGGUUUUUUCAAACUUUCGUAUGAAAUACCAGUACAAUUUGAUGCAAGGGUUAAAUGGAGUUCAAUAAAUAGUAACUCCACUGACAAAUGUCCAAGUAUAAAAAAAGUUUUUAAUAACGGAAAAUGCAAGUGCGGAUGGGCUGUUGCAAUUGCUUCUGUUUUAUCAGAUCGACAAUGCAUAGCAUCUGAAUAUAAAAUAAAACAUUCAAUGUCAGCUCAUUAUUUAAUAAGUUGUUGUAAACAUUGUUGUGGUUGUAAUGGCGGUAAUAUCCGAAGUGCAUGGGAAUUUGUUAAACAUAAAGGAAUUGUAACUGGAGGUCCAUACAAAUCAAAUUUGGUAAUUAGUAUAAAUGAUAAUGGUUGUCAACCUUUUAUGACCCCACCGUGUCAAAGGACAUUUGAAUGUUCAACAGAAACCUCGUUGAUUCCAGAAUGUAUGGAGAAGACAUGUAGGUCUCACAAAGUAAAUGAUGAAAUAAUAAAAGCAGAAUUUAUUAAAACAUAUGUGAUAGAUUAUUUAUCAUUGCCGCGCAAACACCCCAGUGAAAUAAUGAAAGAUUUAAUGGAAUAUGGACCACUUCAAGUGUCCAUGCACAUGUAUGAGGACUUUAGAGUUUAUACGACAGGAAUUUACACUCAUAUAGUAGGAGAAUUCGAAGGUGAUCAUGCAGUUAAAUUAAUUGGUUGGGGAACUGACAAUGGUCAUAAAUAUUGGUUGUUGAUCAAUUCAUUUGGUUACCUUUGGGGAGAAAAUGGAACUUUUCGAAUACCAAGAGAUGGAUCUGAUAAUACAGAAUUUGGUUAUGCUAUAAUUUCUCCAAUUGUUGGAAAAGCUAUUCAACCAACAACUUGCAAAAUAAUAAUACUAUAUUUUUACUUAGCAAUACUUUUAGUAUAA
Messenger RNA from Daktulosphaira vitifoliae (grape phylloxera), 1050 nucleotides. RefSeq names its product cathepsin B-like cysteine proteinase 6. The record is from RefSeq and is a predicted model, not a curated record. Gene Ontology annotation, molecular function: cysteine-type endopeptidase activity. Lineage: Eukaryota; Metazoa; Arthropoda; Insecta; Hemiptera; Phylloxeridae. The coding region runs from base 1 to 1050 and encodes 349 amino acids. The transcript is spliced from 6 exons. Gene Ontology annotation, cellular component: lysosome.